GACUCCCCAAGCCCCCCCACCUGACCAGCAGCCCCAACGGCGCGCGAGCGACACCUACACCCUCACGUGGGAUACGGAGAGCUACUACCCCAUCACCGAGUUCCUCGUCAAGUACCGCAAGACACAGCUGGGCGCGCUGGCAGACCAACCACACGAUGGUGAUGGCGGGGUCGUGGCAGAGCAUCUCGGAGGCGGUCGACCCGGAAGCCGAGUUGAAGGAGGACUCGCGGCACUCGAUGGCCUACACACUCAAGGACCUGGAGGUGGCCACCGACUACGCCGCGCAGGUCCGCGUCAGAAACAAGUACGGCUGGUCGUCCGAGAGCGAGACCUUCACCUUCUCCACCAAAAAGGCCCUGGCGGUGCUGCAGUCGACCAGCACGGGCGGCGGGGCGAGAGGCCAGGCCGCCCUUGCCUCCGUCACCCUCCUGCUGGCUGCCCUCGCGACGCUGAUGUAGGUUCGCUCUGAGGCCCGGCGCACCGGAGGCCCUGCUGCGCCACUUACAAAGGAGCUUUCCGACUUAUACUGACGCUCACACUUACAUUGAAGCUGACCAACUUACGUUGGAUAUUACACACUAAAAAUGAAGCUUUCACACACAUUCCUAAACUACUACUCCGGUAUUUUUUUUUUUUUUUUAAGAAUAGGGACGUGUCUCUGCAUAACUUUGUGUACACUUUCAGUACUAAUGUGGACACUUACGUUCACCUGUGUAAGCUGAAAUAACUGCAUGUAGAAAUCCAUCAAGAAAGUAUAAUGACUUACACAUACACGUCGAAGUUUACAAGGAUAUUUUGGAAUGACUGUAGACUGUAACAUUAACAAAUUCAUUUUUUUAAUGAAAUUUUGAAAGAAUAAAAAACUGCAGAAGAUAAGUUGAUCAUGAAAUAAAAACUUCCCCUCGUUCUUGAAGUGCGACCAGUCUCACCGAUGUGCAAAUAUAUUUUAUAAGAUUCCAGGCAAAUCCUGGAGACAAACAAACGAACGAGAAGAAAUAUCCGAAUAUUGACAUCGGAUUGUCAAAAGAUCCCUUCGUGCCCUUCACGUUCAACUCUGGUCAU
Penaeus vannamei (Pacific white shrimp) is the source of this 1062-nucleotide messenger RNA. NCBI's taxonomy places the organism in Eukaryota, Metazoa, Arthropoda, Malacostraca, Decapoda, Penaeidae. The record is from RefSeq and is a predicted model, not a curated record.